AUGUAUUUUCCAUCAUCAAGGGUGUUCUCUACAAUUCUGGCCGUACUUUUUAUAGCCGGGAUUUCUCUCAAGUCUUUCUUACCCAAUGACGACCCUUACCGUUGCCGUGCGGUCCAGAACACCGGUCGGUGGAUCGACCCACCAGACGAAAAGGGCCAUCGGUAUCCGUUUCAUCAAUGGCAGCCGGAUGGAUGCGUUUUCCAUCAGUACGAUUCCAGUGACAUCCGUCAAUGCACAGAAGGUCGUCGAAUUGUCGUUGUGGGCGACUCGACGUCUCGACAUGUAGCCUAUGCCUUCAGCCGUCUGAUCAACAGGAAACAACACGAACAGGAUACGAAACUUGAGGCCUUUCCGAGGCUGCGAGACAAUGUGAACUUGACAUACGAUGGUCAGCUAAUUCAGCGACUCUCAAACGUCUACCUCAACAGUCACGGCAAGGCGCAACAAGAAAAAGAAGGAGGGUUUGUUCCGAACCUCGAUAAAUAUGCUGAAGAGAAGACAAACCCACCAACGAUCAACGAUCAGGAAGGCCCUGCUCUGAUCUACAUGGCUGCGGGUCUUUGGUUUACAAACAACAAAAAUGGGUCAAGGAAUGUGCCAUGGGAGCCACGUUUUGAAGAUUACCAAGACCGAUUUAACGAUAUAUCCAAGUACAUCAUUGAUCAUACACCUGACAUUGACCCGUUCACAGCGCCUAUGGAUUCAUAUGACGGUAUCGGCAAUCAGAUCUUCUAUGGUCCCGCCUCAGGACCUUGCUACCAAGGAAACGAAUCAGAAUCAAUUGAUGAGAGUAAUCGCAAAGCAUCAGAGGUCAUUGACAUGCACAACUGGUUACACGAAACCGAACAAAACCAUAGAAUCCCCAUCUUAUGGUCCGUCGUUGAAGUUGUUGCAAAUCAGAACAAGACUUGGAUCGAUCCGCUUGAGAAGGCAGCUCAUGUUAUCGACUCAGUUUCCGAGGCUCGUGCGAAUAUUGUCCUCAAUCUGCGCUGCAACGCAAAGCUCAACCGGAUGAAGCGAUAUCAUGCUGGGACUUGUUGUACUGAUUAUGGUGGCAACCAGUAUAGCAUUGUUGUUCUUCUCAGCAUUGCAUACCUGGUCGCUUGUGUCAUUUGCGAGCUCCUGCAUCUUCUGAACCUGAAGCAGUCUACAUGGACCUUACUCAACAUGCAACCAGGGUCUUUUGUACUGGUCUUGCUCAUGUGUCAUUUCGGCGACCGCACGCAGAUGAUGGCUAAAGGAAACAAGCUUUGGGAGGCAGAGGGGUUCGCGGUUUUGUGCGCUGUCUGUCUUGCUGCAUCGCUUUUCACAAUUCGGCGUUACGGCUCCAAGUGCCCGACCAGCCAAUCUUCAAUAGAUGAAACCUCGGAAUCUCUACUCCCAGAGAGCGAGCCAUCGCCACUAUCAGAGAAGCUCGUACCUCGCGACCAAGAUGAACCUUUUCUCUCCCGGAACCAGACAGAAGAGUGGAAGGGUUGGAUGCAAUCCUUUAUUAUGGUCAAUCACUGGACUGAAGCGAGCAAGGGUAGUAUUUCCAUCUACAUUCUCUUUCGCCUAUGCGUCGCUGCAUAUCUGUUUCAGACCGGGUAUGGCCACACUCGCUACUUCAUCCGGACAGAAGACUUCUCCUUCACCCGCGUAGCAGCUAUUCUACUUCGUUUGAACACUCUAGCUUGCUCUCUGGCCUACUUCAUGGACACAGACUACAUGUUCUAUCACGCUGCACCAUGUGCGUCAUUCUGGUUUCUUGUCGUCUAUGCAACAAUGGCAAUUAGAAGACAAUACAACAGCGAUGUUCAACUCUUACUCACAAAGGUACUCGUUUCUGGUAUCGUGGUUUCUUUAGUCUUGUCAUCGUUCUUCAUGGAGUGGAUAUUCAGCUUCCUUCAACUUAUCUUCAACAUCCACUGGAGCCCUGGUGAGUGGACUUACCACACCACACUCGACUUAUACAUUGUCUAUCUCGGUAUCUUCACCGCUAUCAUCCAGCACAAGAUCGGCAGCACUUCCAUCAGUCUGGCUCUCCGCUCAGUCUUGGCCUUGGCCAGCACAAUUGCCAUCUUCUUUUACUUCAGUAAGACUACAGGCUUACAUACCAGCUCCUAUGAUUCUUUUCAUCCUCUCACUUCCUGGAUCCCGAUUUUGGGGUUUAUUACACUCCGCAAUAUCUCGACGUAUACCCGAAACUAUCACUCGAGGGCAAUGGUCUGGGUGGGUCGUCACUCACUAGAGAUAUCUAUCCUUCAGUCUCACCUUCUCCUUGCGGCUGACAGAGACGGAGUACUUAUUGUUGACGGUCUCUUCGGGGACGGAUCCAUUCUAGGUGAUCGAUGGAGAACUCUACUGAUAUUGUUACCUGUCUUCAUCUGGGCAUGCAAUGCUGCAAAAUCUGCGACGGCUUCCAUCCUUGAAUUGCUGUUGCAUAAAUCACCCGAGAAUGAUGAUCUUGAAGAACCUCCUCUCGCUUGGUUAAAGGGCCUGGGAAUAACUCAUGUUCCAUACCUACAGAUCAAGGUGGCCUUUGUGGUAUUAGUUAUAUGGCUUAUGAAUCUGUUGAGUCCUCGAGAUGAGCUCACAGCCCCUCCACCAGGCGGGCAUGAGUUGAGCGUGUACUAG
This is a messenger RNA of Fusarium coffeatum, 2616 nucleotides long. RefSeq lists its product as uncharacterized. The record is from RefSeq and is a predicted model, not a curated record. NCBI's taxonomy places the organism in Eukaryota, Fungi, Ascomycota, Sordariomycetes, Hypocreales, Nectriaceae. The coding region runs from base 1 to 2616 and encodes 871 amino acids. The transcript has 2 exons.